Molecule: messenger RNA, 937 nt
Organism: Gracilinanus agilis (Agile Gracile Mouse Opossum)
Lineage: Eukaryota; Metazoa; Chordata; Mammalia; Didelphimorphia; Didelphidae
Product: transcription factor E2F8-like
Exons: 4
Biological process (GO): regulation of transcription by RNA polymerase II
Cellular component (GO): RNA polymerase II transcription regulator complex
Molecular function (GO): RNA polymerase II cis-regulatory region sequence-specific DNA binding; DNA-binding transcription factor activity, RNA polymerase II-specific
Source: RefSeq, a predicted model, not a curated record
AUGUCAUUUUUUAUUUUCUGCUUACAGGAAAAUCAUUUCUUUGAGCCACAUAAAAGAAUAUUGAUAAAAACUCCACAGAAGGAGUCGGCUACUCCCAGUUCAGUAUUAGCAGAGAUUCAGCCUGACUUUGGACCAUUAACAACACCCACAAAGCCUAAGGAAAUCUCUCCAGGUGAACCAUGGACGCCAACAGCGAACCUUAAAAUGUUGAUCAGUGCUGCUAGUCCUGAAAUCCGAAACAGAGAUCAGAAAAGAGGAUUGUCUGACAAUAGGAGUGGAAUCCUUGAGGCCAAAGAUUGUUUACAUGAUCAUUUAUCUGGAGAUGAGUAUGAGAAAUCCCAACCAAGUCGUAAAGAAAAAAGCUUAGGGUUAUUGUGUCAUAAAUUCUUAGCACGAUACCCUAACUAUCCUAACCCUGCCGUGAAUAAUGACAUUUGUCUUGAUGAAGUAGCAGAAGAACUCAAUGUUGAACGUAGACGCAUUUAUGAUAUUGUAAAUGUCCUAGAAAGUUUGCAUAUGGUCAGUCGCUUGGCAAAAAACAGAUAUACUUGGCAUGGGCGUCAUAAUCUCCACAAAACCCUGGGAACUUUGAAAAGUGUUGGUAUGGAGAACAAAUAUGCCGAACAGAUCGUGAUGAUCAAGAAGAGAGAGUAUGAACAAGAAUUUGACUUUAAUAGUGACAAAAACGAAGAGGCCACAGUGAAACCCAGCCCUGGCCAAAAUGGACACUCUGACAUGUGCUUUGUUGAACUGCCUGGAGUGGAAUUUCGAGCAGCUUCUGUAAAUAGUCGGAAAGACAAGUCUUUAAGAGUGAUGAGCCAGAAGUUUGUGAUGCUGUUUCUGGUGUCCACCCCUCAGAUAGUAAGCCUGGAAGUUGCUGCCAAAAUUUUAAUUGGUGAGGACCACGUAGAGGAUCUGGACAAAAGCAAGUUUAAAA